Molecule: messenger RNA, 919 nt
Organism: Exophiala xenobiotica
Lineage: Eukaryota; Fungi; Ascomycota; Eurotiomycetes; Chaetothyriales; Herpotrichiellaceae
Exons: 1
Coding region: 93-734 (213 amino acids)
Biological process (GO): cyclic nucleotide metabolic process
Molecular function (GO): 2',3'-cyclic-nucleotide 3'-phosphodiesterase activity
Source: RefSeq, a predicted model, not a curated record
UUUGGCGUCCAUCAUUCUGCUGGACAUCCCUCUGGAUUCAUCGUCCACGAGUUGCUGGCUGUUCGACUGAUUGCAAAUCCAAGAAUAAUCAAAUGCACUCAUCUCUCUGGCUCAUCGCCCCAAGCGACGACCAUGCUUUCAACAAGUCUCUGAAAGAGCUUAUUGGGAGCACUCUGCCGUCUGACUUCCCCCAUGCACCCAAGAACAAUUUCAUCCCGCACGUCACGAUCACGUCCGACGUUGAUCCCUCGAAGACCUAUGGUUCGAAGCCGCAGGAGUGGCUCGACAGCCUCGCCCUGCCCGAAUUCAAGCGCGAGGCGAACGAAGUCAUCAUCGAGCUUGAAGAACUAGAAGCCGGCGAGCCAUUCUUCAAGAAGAUCACUCUGCGAGCCAAGAAGGAUGCGAACUUUGUCGAAUUGGCCGCCAAGUGUAGACAGCAAGGCCUGAACUUGUCUGAAAGCGAGGCGCAGAAAUGGGCGGAGAAUGAGUACCUUCCGCAUCUGAGCUUGUUCUACGGCGACAUUCCCAAGGACGAGGUGCAGAAGAAAAUCGGGCUUAUUGAGUUGCAGUUGGGCUUUGAGCUGGGCAGUCUGUUCGAUUGCUGUGGUGGGACGCUGGCGAUGGGUGCGAAGUUGGUGCUCGUGGAUACGAGCAGGGCAAUCGAGGAGUGGAAGCCGAUUGCGGAACGAGAGUGUCCUUGGGUCAUGUGGAGGAUGGCAAAAGGUCUUCUAUGACCGCUGCGAUCAAUCAAGAGCUUGCGCUCCAUGGUGUUCUGCGUAUGUAAUACUCCAGUUUGCAUAGGAUCCUGUUCAUAAGCGGCGCUGUUGAAGUGCUCCACACGUAUGUGAAGAACAUGAUCUACGUAGUCGUUUCCCACAUCUUUAACAGGAAUGUCGAAUGAGAACAUGGUGAGUUAGAG